AGAGACGGCGGAGGCGGCAUCUAGUGUUUAUAUCUAUACGAGGAAAACAUUACACGUCAUCACUGCGCGACGCCGUCAAGAAGCGCCGCGCAGCUCCAGCUGUUUAGCCCGUAUCCGUCUCUAUGGUUCACCCGGCUCCCGUGCUCCUCGGCGGGCAGAGCCGCAGCUCGUAGCCGCCUCCAGAUGGAGGAGGGUCCGCAGCUUCCCCCGGAGCUCUGGGUCUACGUGUUCAGCUUCCUGAGCACCGAGGAGAAACACACGGUCCGCUGCUGCUGCAGGUCCCUGAAGAGGCUUAUCGACCACCCGUCCCUGUGGAGGAACUACACCGUGGCGCUGUCCGACCUCCGCCGCUACACCUACGGCUUCUGGGACACGCUGCUGCAGCGACAACUCACCCGGGUCUCGGUGCGACACCUGCGGCGUAAAGAGUGGCGGCGCCUGGUGACUUUCCUCCCGUCUCUCACCGCCGUGGUGUUCGUGGACGGAGGGCGACUCUACAAAGAGAAGUACCUGGACAACCUGAGCAGGUUCCCCCACCUCCGGGACCUGGGGGUGCGUAACGGCAGCUGGGAGGAGCCGAUGCUGGGGAGGAUUCUGAGGGAGCAGCUGCAGGAGCGACUGACUCACCUGAGUGUCUGCAACGUGAGGCUUCCCUGCACCGAGGACUUCAUCCAGACCGUGUCCCACCUGGUCCACCUGCAGUACCUGCUGUUCCACCAGCAGGGGGAGGGCUACGGCCUGGACACCGUGAGGCCCGUGUCCCGACAAGUCUUCCACCGGCUCCUCCUCAAGCUCCAGAGGCUCCGGCACCUGUCCUGGGGCAUGAGGGGGGAGCCCCCGGAGCCCCUCCCCGACGACUACCUGAGCCCCCCGGACCCAGAGCAUCCAGCCUCCUCCAGGUACGGGGGUCCGUCUCUCUCCAGUCUGGAGCUGGUGGACUACCCAGAGACCCUCCUGUCCGAGGAGGCGCUGAGGAGCCUGGGGGGUCUCCGGUCCCUGAGCGUCCGCUACAGGUACAUCAGGGAGGGGGUGGAGUGCCGCCUCCGGUCGUGGCUGAGUCACCUGGAAGGACUGGAGACCUUGUCCAUCAUCGGAGGGAACUCCCUGGCCACCUACACCACCACGGUCCCGUCCAGCGUGACCCGGCUCACCCUCAGAGUGGCCAUCACCCUCAAGGACAUGGACUCCAUCGCCCCCAAGGUCCCGGGACUGGUCCACCUGGACAUCGAGCAGAACCGGUCCAGCGGGAGCCUCUGCAGACGCAUCCCCAUGUUGUUCCCUCGGCUCAGGACGCUCCGGAUCAGGUUUUUCCGGAGGGAGCCGGAGAAGGACCUGCUGAGCCUCCACCGGCUCCGUCACCUGGAGCGUCUGGAGCUGCUGGUGGAGCGCUCCUUCAUCCUCAGAGACUACCUGAACGGGCACCCGUGGCCCAGCCCCUGCGUCCAGGAGCUGAUCCACGAGCUGAGGGAGCUGUCCGAGAACCGGAUCACUGUGGUCACCGCCAUGAGGCAGAGGAACCCCCUCAGGGAGUGUGACUGUGUCUGGGAGGGCGACUGACCACCAGGACCUGGUCCCCCGCCAAGCUCCAAGACCUGGUCCACCACCAGGACCUGGUCCACCUCUAAGCUCCUAGGCCUGGUCCACCACCAGGACCUGGUCCACCACCAAGGUCCAAGACCUGGUCCACCACCAGGACCUGGUCCACCA
This is a messenger RNA of Mugil cephalus (flathead mullet), 1707 nucleotides long. RefSeq lists its product as uncharacterized. The record is from RefSeq and is a predicted model, not a curated record. The transcript is spliced from 4 exons. Gene Ontology annotation, molecular function: protein binding. The coding region runs from base 184 to 1557 and encodes 457 amino acids. NCBI's taxonomy places the organism in Eukaryota, Metazoa, Chordata, Actinopteri, Mugiliformes, Mugilidae.